Messenger RNA from Pleurotus ostreatus (oyster mushroom), 1170 nucleotides. RefSeq lists its product as uncharacterized. Bases 1 to 1170 code for a protein of 389 amino acids. Gene Ontology annotation, molecular function: 3'-tRNA processing endoribonuclease activity. Gene Ontology annotation, cellular component: nucleus. NCBI's taxonomy places the organism in Eukaryota, Fungi, Basidiomycota, Agaricomycetes, Agaricales, Pleurotaceae. The record is from RefSeq and is a predicted model, not a curated record. The transcript has 3 exons.
AUGUCUCGUCCGCCUAUCACGUCCGCCUCAAUCACCUUCUUGGGCACUGCAUCCGCCCAACCGUCUUCUACGCGUAAUCACUCAUCUCUUGCACUGCGAUUAGGCGGCGAUGUCUGGCUUUUUGACUGCGGCGAAGCGACUCAGCAUCAACUCCAGAGGAGCACCGUGAAACUAGGCAAGGUCGAGAAGAUCUUCAUAACUCACACCCACGGAGAUCAUAUUUUUGGGCUGAUCCCAGUGCUGGCUAGUCGUCUCAACGGCGCAGGUGGUACUGUUGACGAUGCCGAUGACCCAAGGCAUCAAGUCGAUCACCAAAUGCCACCGUUAGAAAUAUACGGGCCCUAUGGCACGCGUGCCUACGUUCGUAGCGGCUUGCUGUACACCCAUACUUUACUCUCGGCCCCGUAUGUCGUCCACGAGCUCCGCACACCGUCCGAUCCACCGUCUGGCGACAACAUAUCUCUGCCGCUGCACUCGGCAGAGCUACCAUCUGGACGCGAUAUUCUGCAGUCAGAGGAUCAACCUCUAUGGACAGACAUAUACAAAGACGCUGUUGUGUCGGUGUCCGCUGCACCUAUCUUCCACUCCGUUCCGUGUGUAGGAUACGUCGUUACUGAAGCGCCCGUACCGGGUAAGAUCGACCCCAAGCAAUAUGCACCAGAGUUGAAACGCACGGGGGCACCUAUGACUCUGAUGAGGCAACUGCAACAAGGAGAGUCCGUGCAACUUCCUGACGGGACCAUCCUUCACGGUCCACCCCGCCGACCUGGACGUAAAAUCGUCAUUCUAGGGGAUACGUACGACGCCUCGCCCAUAAUACCACUCGCCAAAGACGCGGACAUCCUCAUUCACGAAGCAACAAACGCCCACUUGCCAGAUGUCGAUUCGCAUACGAAGGCUACAGAUACGUACGAGAGCGUAGAAGAACGAGCAAACUCGAGAGGGCAUUCGACACCGCAAGUAGCUGGCGCGUUUGCCACACGUACGCGCGCAAGGAAGUUGCUCCUGAAUCACUUCUCUGCGAGAUACCCAGGGGACGACGAUUGUAACGAAUGGUCGAAAAAGGUGAUGGAUGCGAUCAAGUCAUUGGCAGCAACAGAAUACGAAGGAGAGAUAGUUUGUGCAAGGGACUUCAUGACAAUAGACUGUAAAUUACCGAUUUUGGAUUGA